AGCCAGCGGCCCCGCGGAGGGGCAAGCGGGGCCAUGGCCGAGGCGGCCCAGCCCAGUGGAGAGUCCCAAGGCGCUGAAGUUAAAGCGCAGCAGCCCAAGGAAAAGGCCACAGCGGCAACAAUGAAGCGGGGCCCGCGCUCUGUGCUCAAGGUGUCCCAGCUGCUGCUCCGGGCCAUCACCCAGCACAAGGGGCUGACUCUGGCUGCUCUCAAGAAGGAGCUCGGAAACGCUGGCUACGAAGUGCGCAGGAAGGUUGGCCGCCACUCGGGAGAAGCCUCCAGUCCUGAGAUUAAGGGCACGCUCCUACGGGUCAGCGGCAGCGAUGCCGCCGGCUACUUCAGGGUCUGGAAGAUUCCGAAGCCCAAGAGAAAGAUGGGACGCUCUAGGGGGGAGGAGUACAGCCGUUCUUACAGGAGGAUCCCCGGGUCCCGAAACUCACGGAGGCGCCCGAGGCGGCGCAGGGCGGCCAAGAAAAACAGGGAUGUCUGGAGACCCAGGAGGGUAAACGCGAAAGCGAGAAGGGGGAGGCCAAAGACCAAGGAGCGGGUGCAUGCCAGGUCCAAGGAGGAAGCGGGGGCCAAGGGAAUGGACGAGGGGAGAGCACGGACCCUGAAGGAGGACCUCAGGCCCAGGUCACGAGAAGAGAAGAGGCCAAGCUCCAAGGUCAGGGUAGAGAAGCAGCAGGAAUCCGAGAAGCCGGGAAAGCGGACCAUCCAGAAGUCAAGCGCGGUUAAAAACGACCGUACUUACGCCGGGCAGGGGAAGGCAGGCAUAAAGACUGGAAGUAAAUCCGAAGGUCUUCGGAUUGUAGCUGGGAAUCCUUAA
Messenger RNA from Sciurus carolinensis (gray squirrel), 825 nucleotides. Its product is annotated as testis-specific H1 histone. The record is from RefSeq and is a predicted model, not a curated record. Bases 34 to 825 code for a protein of 263 amino acids. NCBI's taxonomy places the organism in Eukaryota, Metazoa, Chordata, Mammalia, Rodentia, Sciuridae. The transcript has a single exon.